Molecule: messenger RNA, 618 nt
Organism: Setaria italica (foxtail millet)
Lineage: Eukaryota; Viridiplantae; Streptophyta; Magnoliopsida; Poales; Poaceae
Product: glutaredoxin-C10
Exons: 1
Coding region: 78-410 (110 amino acids)
Source: RefSeq, a predicted model, not a curated record
GUCAACUUUUGCAGACCAUCUACAACUCUAAAGAGGGACGAGUCUAGAACCUUCCGGGGCACCAGACCAUUGAAGUGAUGGACCGCGUUGCGAGGCUGGUGUCGGAGCGGGCGGUGGUGGUGUUCACGGCGAGCAACUGCAGCAUGUGCGACGUCGUGACGUCGCUGCUGGGCAGCCUGGGCGUGAACGCUGCCGUGCACGAUCUGGACAGGGACCCCCGGGGCCGGGAGAUGGAGCGGGAGCUCGCCAGGAGGCUGGGCGGCGGCUCCGGGCCCGGUGGCAGCACACCGACCGUGCCGGCGGUGUUCGUGGGCGGCGACCUCGUCGGUGGGACCAACAGGGUCAUGGCGCUGCACCUCGCCGGCGAGCUCGUGCCCAUGCUCAGGAACGCCGGCGCGCUCUGGCUGUAGAGAAAUUGAUCGAGAACGUCCAAGCGCGUGCAUGGCAUGCACACGCGUACGUUCAUGCAUGUCGUCUUAGCUUUAUCGUCAGUCAGAUGUGUAUACUAUAAAAUAAAAAAAGAUGGUAGGAAGGAGAUAGGGAGAGAUGUAGAAGUGUGCGUGAAUGCCAGGUUUUUUGUGUCCUGUGCUUGGAAUAUAGAUAAGUAUUUCAUCAAAA